Molecule: messenger RNA, 2652 nt
Organism: Elgaria multicarinata webbii
Lineage: Eukaryota; Metazoa; Chordata; Lepidosauria; Squamata; Anguidae
Gene: NABP2
Product: nucleic acid binding protein 2
Exons: 7
Coding region: 328-966 (212 amino acids)
Biological process (GO): mitotic cell cycle checkpoint signaling; response to ionizing radiation; double-strand break repair via homologous recombination
Cellular component (GO): SOSS complex
Molecular function (GO): DNA binding
Source: RefSeq, a predicted model, not a curated record
UUGUAGUUUUUAACUCAUUCUUUCUUAAUAUUUGUCACGGUACAGCAAUUUGCCUUAAGAAUAAGCAAAUUAGUCUCUGCUUCGUACAGAAAGGAACCCUACAGCAAAAAAUAAUCACCAGAAGAUGCAUUUUGCUUGUAUUGAUCAGAAGUGUGGUUGGACAGGCUAAAAUCAAGGGAAGGUAUCUUUUUCUUACAGUAGUAUAUGAACUGUAACCCGAACAAGGAUGUUAUGCCAGUUGCCUUGAAACCAGUUUUCUACACGUGCUAAAGGAGGAUUUUGUGUACAGUGCUCAAAACAGAUAUUGGAAAUUGAAAGCCAUUCAACAUGACGACAGAAACUUUGGUGAAGGAUAUUAAACCGGGCUUGAAAAACCUAAAUCUUAUAUUCAUUGUGUUGGAAACAGGCCGGGUGACCAAGACAAAAGACGGCCAUGAAGUGCGGACGUGUAAAGUAGCUGACAAAACCGGCAGCAUAAACAUCUCUGUGUGGGAUGACGUUGGGAACUUAAUCCAGCCAGGAGAUAUCAUCCGACUCACCAAAGGGUAUGCAUCUGUUUUCAAAGGCUGCCUGACUCUAUACACUGGACGUGGAGGAGACCUGCAGAAAGUUGGAGAGUUUUGUAUGGUUUACUCAGAAGUGCCAAAUUUCAGUGAGCCAAAUCCAGAGUAUGUUGCCCAGCAGUCACAAAACAAAAAUACACAGAAUGACAAUGCAGCACCAACAGCCUCCCAAACAACACCAGGACCCUCUACGUCAUCAGCAGCCACUGACAACCAGAAUGGCAAUGGGUUGAUCACUUCUGGCUCUGGCAGCUCCACCCACCCACCUAGUGUCCCCACCCACCCCACCAGUGGCCGCAUCACCAGGAGUCAGCCCAACCACCAGAGUGGGACGUCAGGGACAGGGUCAUCCUCCAACCCAGUCAGCAAUGGCAAAGAGACACGGCGAAGCAGCAAGAGAUAACAGGUGCAGGACUAAGGAGUCCUUUUAUAUCUCUUCCCUCCACUGCCUGCUGUGUUAUCUUUUGCCUCCUGCUGACCAGUUCUUAAGCAGGGGGCCUGAUUCUGAUGGGAAGAGAUGGAUAUCAUGCUGGAGUAGAGACUAUGAAACCAACUUAUGUUUAGCUGCUGAAAUGUACUUUUAACAUGCAAUGCUGGGUGAGGGAUAUCGUGUUUGUUGUGUUUAUACUGAUAUUCUGGGUCAAACUUGUUCUUUUCAGGAUUCCCCAUAUAAGUAUAUUACUCUCACACUUUGCAGGAAAUUAACAUGAUUGCCAUACCAUCUUUUUGCCUGAUAGUGUUUCAUUCGUAUCCUUAACCUUCCAAGAUAAUAAGCUCCUGCACUAUGGGCAUGUGUCCUUGAAUUUAGCUCAUUUGUAAGUCUCUAAAAUUCUUAAUGCUAUUUACUGUGGACUCAUGGUGAAGAGUAUUAAGCUAACAUGGACUGAGUGGUUUUAGAAUUGUGGACUAAAAGAUGGGCUCUUCGCUUUCAUGGGAUAUCUUGUAUAGGGAAGGUGUAGCUAGGGAAACAAAUAGAAUUUAUGCCACUUUUUCCAAGCCAAAUUAUUAGUCUGAGUAACUCUUCCAGAAAUGGCCAAUAAGAUGGCACUGUUGUUUUCCCAAAGAUAUUCUUAAUUGAUAUUAUAUCUUACAGCAAACUGUAGAUUGGUUUCUGUCGAUGCGAUGAUGAUGUUAGGUUAGAAGUGCAGCAAAAUUGACAAGAAAAACAUUCUUUUUAAAACACCAGCUUUUAAUUGUUAUGAAAAACAAACAUUUUGUGUGUGUGUGUGUUUUAAAUGGAUUAUUGUGUUGAAAUCUUGAAAUAGAUCUGAGUUUUUAUUCUAGAGGGCUUCAGUGUAGCUGGUGGUGGUGGAGGUUGGCAGUGAUGGGCAUUUUUCAGCCAGUGCUGCUGUUUCAGUUCUCACAAGGCCCAGCUAGGUCAGAAGUGAUGCAGAUUUAUCUCUGAACUGCUUAAGCUGUGUAUGAUAAGAAAGCUACCCAAAUCCUUGAGACAUUACAGGAGUCUUAUAAAGUAUUCUCAGUUCAUAUACUCCAUUUGCUUCAAUGGAUAUACCUUCCCAUCUCAUAAAACUUUAAGGGGCCUUCCUAGGCCAAAGUUGCCCAAGAGUCCACAGAAAGCUAUAGAUGGUCCUGGUCUCAAGUUAACUGAAGGAACAUGAGCAGUCUGCAUCACAAAUGGAUAUAAGAAGUUCUCAAAGGAGGAUAGGGUGACAUUUUAACACUAAAAGGUUUGCCAAGGUUCACACUAUUUCUUGAAAAACAAUAAAAUGUUAAACCUCUUGCAUUUUUGUAUUUGUGGCUUAAUGGCCAUCGCCAAACUAUAUUUUAAAAUAUUUUGAAGUGCUCUUUUAUCUAGUUAUUGGAUCCUAGCCUCCUUUUAUUCCUUGGUCUCUCUGUUCUCCACUCGGGAAUAAUUUGCUUGAAUUACUGAAGUUCCCCCCCACCCUAAGGAAUGUCACUGUUGUCUAAUCUGAUGUGGCUAUUUGAAUGUACUAUCCAUGAAUGUUUUGGGAAUAAAUAUUUUAAUUCUCCUCUUAUCCUGUGAACAUCUCAGAGUAAAUAUACCAUUCCAAAGAACUAUGAAUGUGUUAAUGUUUGCCUACAAACCUAGGACAACCAAAAUAAUUGU